UUCAACACAGACGCGAUAUAAGUGUCAACAAAAUAAGCGUGAUAGAAAAACUCAAACAAGACAAGACAGGAGAUUAAUUCAUAUCCGGAAGACGAACCGUUCACGUGGUGUGAUAAUUCAUUAUGGUGGACAGUAUUUAUCGUACACGCUCUCUUGGUGUAGGUGUAGUUGGUCUUCCUGAUCAGUAUGCCGACGGUAAAGCAGCGAAAGUGUGGCAGCUGUACAUCGGAGACACUCAAAGCAGGACAGAGGAGUACAAGUGCUGGUUGCUGUCCCUGCUCAGAAAACAUGGGGUACAUAAGGUGUUGGAUGUGGCCUGCGGCACAGGGGUCGAUUCCAUCAUGUUGGUAGAAGAGGGAUUUAAGGUGGUUAGUGUGGAUGCCAGUGACAAAAUGCUUAAAUAUGCUCUUAAAGAGAGAUGGGAGAGGAGAAAAGAGCCUGCCUUUGAUAACUGGGUAAUUGAGGAGGCCAACUGGCUAACGUUACCAGAAGAUGUUAAAAAACCUGGAGAUGGGUUUGAUGCAGUAAUCUGUCUAGGCAAUUCAUUUGCUCAUUUACCAGACUUCAAAGGGGACCAGAGUGAUCAGAAGCUUGCCUUACAAAACAUAGCCAGCAUGGUGAAACCUGGAGGGAUCCUAAUCAUUGACCACCGUAACUAUGAUUACAUCCUUGAGACUGGCCAAGCACCCCAAGGAAAGAAUAUUUACUAUAAGAGUGACCUAAAACAGGACAUCUCCACCUCAGUGCUGUGGGUCAAUAGCAAGCCUCACAUGAUCACACUGGACUACACUCUAGAACUGCCUCAACCAGUGGAUGUUCAGACUCCACCUGAUUCAAGUAAAUUCCGCCUGUCAUACUACCCCCAUCGUUUGGAGAGUUUUAAGGAGAUUUUAAGAUCAUCAUUUUUGGGAAAAUGCGAGCUCAAUGUAUAUGGAGACUUCGAGCAAUACACCCCAGGGCAAGGAGAGGUGCCCUGUUAUUUCAUUCAUGUGGUUAAAAAGACUACUUAAAGCCAUUUUUAAAGCCAUUUGGUUGUGAAAAUUUGCCUGUGCAAAGAGAGAGAAAAAAUGUAAAAUAAAACAAGGGCUUGCAUGACAUGAUUUUAGUUAUUUUGCUUUGUUGGGGGGUAUGUUUUUCUCUUUUUAUUUACUGUUUUGUAUUACACAUUUUUAAGCAUGUGUAACAUUUAACAUUUUACAUUACAGAACACUGCUGAAAGCAUAUCACACAGAAUGUGUUUUUGUGUUUCUCUGUGCUGCCUAGUUAUUAUUAGUAGUAGUAGUAGUAUACAUGCACUAGACAGAUGUUUUUGUCCAAUCACCCACGUCAGAUUAAAGAAGUCAAAAUAAAAAGAUAAAUGCAUAAAUAAUCCCUUUAUAAACCCUGAACAUUAUAGCAUUGUUGAAUAUGCUUUGCAAUAUAAACAGAUAAGUAAUAUACAAAUGGUUGUGACACAAGUCUGCAGGUACAGCACUAAUUAUAUAAACUGUAUAAGUAAAAGCGAGAUUAGGGUGUACACUAAAAUUCACUUACACAUACUUAAUGAACUACUUGAAUACACAGUAUGAAAUAGUCUUACCUAUGUGUAUAACUCAAUGUUCAGACAAAUACAUAUCACUGCUGUAUGUCUUUGAAAAAUCAUUUAAAGUGCUGAUUAUUUGCGUUUUUUUUUUCUUUUGCUUUAAAUGUGCUCUAACUGAUACAUAGUUUAAUGAUCUAUAGGUAUGCAAAUAUUAAAGUUUACUGGACCUAUAUAUUUUUACUUUGAAAUUGUGUAUUAACAUCUAAUGGAGUUUCAAUUGUUUGUUGUGGUUUGUUGAUUGGUGGCUGUAACUUUUUUUUUCAUUGUGCUGACCCAUAUCAAAGUCCUUUGACACUCACACAAUGUAAAGAUUGUGUUGAAUUACAAAAUAAAAACCCUCUAAAAAUCUA
Messenger RNA from Carassius auratus (goldfish), 1932 nucleotides. It is a transcript of the gene gnmt, whose product is annotated as glycine N-methyltransferase. The transcript is spliced from 6 exons. The record is from RefSeq and is a predicted model, not a curated record. Gene Ontology annotation, molecular function: identical protein binding; S-adenosyl-L-methionine binding; glycine binding. Lineage: Eukaryota; Metazoa; Chordata; Actinopteri; Cypriniformes; Cyprinidae. Bases 123 to 1010 code for a protein of 295 amino acids. Gene Ontology annotation, biological process: one-carbon metabolic process; S-adenosylmethionine metabolic process; protein homotetramerization. Gene Ontology annotation, cellular component: cytosol.